CCCUUGACACCAACCACCUCCGACCAGCCUAGCGUCCAUCCAACAUCCAUACAGCUUGUCAAUUCUACGUCCAGCAUACCCAUCAUGUCACGUCCGCAGUACGAAAGAAUGGCUUCGACCAACCUGGCUGGCGGUGGCGGGUACCGCCAACUCGAGGGCAAAGUCGCCAUUGUCACCGGCGCCUCGCGGGGCAUCGGCGCUGCCAUCUGCGCCAAUCUUGCCAGCAAAGGCAGCUCCUUGGUCAUGAACUACACAUCCGACUCGUCCGAAGAGCCCACCAAGAAGCUAGCCUCGCAGCUCGAGGCGGACCACUCCGUCCGCGCCAUCGUCGUCCAAGCAGACAUGGGCACCGUAAACGGACCGCAGCACAUUGUCGACGUGGCCAAGAACCACCUCAGCCAUCCCAAGACGGGCCGGUUCCAGAUAGACAUUGUCAUCAACAACGCCGGCAUCAGCGGCAACCAAACCAUCGCCGAGACGGACCCGGCACACUUUGAGAAGCUGUUCAAUGUCAAUGUGCGUGGCCCACUGCUGCUGAUGAAGGCCGUGGAGGAGUUCUUGCCGCACGACCGCAGUGGCCGCGUCGUCAACCUCAGCAGCGUCAGCAGCAGCCUGGGCUUUGCGGGACAGAGCAUCUACGGCGCGACCAAGGCGGCGCUGGAGGCCAUGACGCGGACGUGGGCGCGGGAGCUGAGCGAGCGCGCGACCGUCAACGCUAUCAACCCCGGCCCGGUUGCCACGGACAUGUAUGCGAGCAACGGCGAGGACUUCUUCACCAUGAUCAAUCCGUGGUUGAAGAACACGCCGCUGGCGGCCGCGAGAGAAGGCGUGGAUAGGGAUGAGUUUGUCCAGGCGGCGCCCAAGGCGGGUGGCAGGCCGGCUUAUGAGGAUGAGAUUGCUGGCGUGGUGGGCAUGCUUGUCAGUCCUGAGGCUAGCUGGAGCACUGGCAGCAUCGUGUGCGCGAAUGGCGGCAUGAGGUUCAGCCCUUAGGCAUUUGCGUCCAGUUAAAUGAGCAUUCUGGCGAUGAUGAGAGAUUAAUUGCAGGGUUGCCUAGAAUAGAGCCCAGGUUAUUGAUCAUACUUACUUUCGGUACAUAAGAAGCAACGGCAGUAGAUCUUACAGCGGCAC
Aplosporella prunicola CBS 121167 is the source of this 1128-nucleotide messenger RNA. RefSeq lists its product as uncharacterized. The transcript is spliced from 2 exons. Lineage: Eukaryota; Fungi; Ascomycota; Dothideomycetes; Botryosphaeriales; Aplosporellaceae. Gene Ontology annotation, molecular function: oxidoreductase activity, acting on the CH-OH group of donors, NAD or NADP as acceptor. Bases 85 to 990 code for a protein of 301 amino acids. The record is from RefSeq and is a predicted model, not a curated record.